AUGACUUCUUCCACAGGCUCCGUCCAGCCCGCUCCAUCGUUUGACGACUUCUUGAAGGGGAUAUAUCUACGUCAAGAGGACGAAUACGAACGCCUCCGCUUGCAGCAUGAGCUCCACAAGACUGCAAUUUCCGGAGAACUAGUCCGGGUCCCUCUAUCUAAAACAGAUCCUCUUCGCAUCCUCGACUCUGGCACAGGUGAUGGCACCUGGAUGGUCGACGUCUUGAAGCAUUACCCAAAUGCUGAACUCGUAAAACCGACAUCAAUGAAAAGCACUUUGAACAACUCAAAGACAUCCCUAGCUCUAUCAGUUUGAAGGUCCAAAAUGUGCUCGAUGAAUGGCCAGCAGAAGACCAGAAUGCAUACGACCUCGUACACCAACGGUACUGCCUGACCCAGUUCAGUGCCGAGAAGGGCGCAGCAAUUAUCAAGCGACUCUAUGGUAAUGUCAAGCCGGGAGGUUAUCUCCAGAUUGUCGAGAGUAACAUUACCGGUUUCGACAGAGGAGACGGCGUCGAUGGAAGAGAAAACAAUGUUGAGAUAAUCAAAGCUAUGGAUUACUUCAACAAGGAGUUCACAAGGCGUGGGUUGAAGCCACGGCCGGGUCCUUCGGCUGGAGAGUGGAUGCACAAGGCUGGUGCUGUCGAGGCUGAUGAGAAGAUUAUGUCGUUCGACGUAGGAAUCAAGGCUGCUACGCUGGAGGAACAGACAAGUACUAUUACCAAUAUCACUGCUAUCAUUGAUAACUUUGCUGCAAUGGGCGCGCGUAAGUGUUGAUUGUACAAGUUCUCGGUUAAGGACAAAAGAUUAACGCUCUGCAGGAGACCCAAAUUACUGGUUUAAACCUGAUGACUUCAAGGCUCUUAAGCAAGGAGUCAUUGAGUAA
Hymenoscyphus albidus is the source of this 885-nucleotide messenger RNA. The record is from the annotation of a GenBank genome assembly. NCBI's taxonomy places the organism in Eukaryota, Fungi, Ascomycota, Leotiomycetes, Helotiales, Helotiaceae.